Papaver somniferum (opium poppy) is the source of this 1893-nucleotide messenger RNA. Its product is annotated as putative receptor-like protein kinase At4g00960. The transcript has 8 exons. Gene Ontology annotation, biological process: protein phosphorylation. NCBI's taxonomy places the organism in Eukaryota, Viridiplantae, Streptophyta, Magnoliopsida, Ranunculales, Papaveraceae. The record is from RefSeq and is a predicted model, not a curated record. Gene Ontology annotation, molecular function: ATP binding; protein kinase activity. The coding region runs from base 1 to 1893 and encodes 630 amino acids.
AUGGGUUGUGUGAAUCUAGUCGUUUCCAUCAUCUUCUUCAUCUACCUGUUUUCUCUUUCUAAGUUACUUAUCAUCGUGCAAUACACAACUGCACAAUCAAUAUAUAUUAAUCAUUUAUGUUUAGGAGCUAAUUACACUACCGGGAGUUUAUUUCAAACUAAUCUCAAUCUUUUUAUUAAUUCACUAUCUGCCAACAAUUUAACUAUCAUAAAAGAUGGAUACUAUAACAACACUGUUGGCAGAAAGCCGGAUACUGUUUACGGGUCAUUUCAGUGUAGAGGUGAUCUUAAAUUAGAUGAUUGUAAAAAUUGUGUUAAAACUGGUAUUCAAGACAUCAAAGCAAAUGAAAGAUGUCCCAAUUCUAAACAAGCAAUCAUUUGGUAUAAUGAUUAUAAGUUUCACCGAAUCUUGGGUGAUUUAGUGAAUAGUUUAGCAACAAAUGCUACGUCUAAUAGUGGUUUUGCUAGAGGACAUGCAAAUCUUACGAAUUCUAUAGAAGUAUAUGGAUUUGUACAGUGUAGUGCAGAUUUAUUUCCAAGUGAUUGUUAUCGAUGUGUUCUUGGUGUUAUAGCUCAAUUACCAAAUUGUUGUUAUGGGAAAAAAGCUGGAAGAGUUUCGACACCAAGUUGUGUUUUUAGAUAUGAUUUAGAUCCUUACUUUCAGACAACAAUUACUUCAGCACCACUGUUAUCAACGAACACAACUGCACCAAUCUCAAAUGGGAGCAACUCAUCCAAUCUUGCUAUCAGCAUAACUGUUCCUUCGGUGGUUAUCGCAGUACUUUCUUCUGUUGGAUUUUGGUUUUUAUGUUUCCGGAGAAAGAAAACAGACACGGAGAAAUUUGUCGAUGUCAAUGAUGCGGUUCUAAAGACACAAUCCUUGCAGUUCAACUUCUGUACAAUAUGUGCUUCAACAAACAGUUUCUCUGAAGCUAAUAAACUCGGAGAAGGAGGAUUUGGCUCGGUUUAUAAGGGUACACUUCCAAGCGGGCAGGAAAUAGCGGUAAAGAGGCUAUCAAAAAUUUCAGGGCAAGGUGAACGAGAGUUCAAGAAUGAAGUCACCUUAGUAGCUAAGCUUCAACACAAAAAUCUUGUGAAACUUGUUGGUUUCAGUCUAGCUGGUGAAGAAAAACUACUAAUCUACGAGUUCAUGCCAAAUGCAAGCCUUGACCAGUUCCUAUUUGAUCCGAUUAAAUGCAGACAUCUUAUCUGGGAAAGGCGAUACAAGAUACUAGGAGGGAUAGCGAAAGGGCUUGUUUAUCUGCAUGAAGAGUCGCGACUUAAAAUCAUCCAUCGAGAUCUCAAAGCUAGCAAUAUCUUAUUAGACAUAGACAUGAAUCCUAAAAUUGCAGAUUUCGGCAUGGCUAAGCUUUUUGUUCUUGACCAAACUCAAGCUAGUACAAACAGAAUUGUUGGAACUCAUGGUUACAUGCCUCCAGAGUAUAUAAUGCAUGGAAAGUUCUCUGUGAAAUCCGACGUUUUUAGCUUUGGUGUCUUAGUUUUAGAGAUUCUUACUGGGAAGAGAAACAGCUGCUUUCAAGGGCCAGAUAUUGCUCGGAACCUUCUGAGCUAUGCAUGGAGCCUUUAUAUAUAUGGUUCGGCUAUGGAGUUAUUAGAUCCAACUUUGAAGGGCGCAUAUUCUACAAGUGAAGCAAUGAAAUGCAUCCAUGUCGCGCUAUUAUGUGUUCAAGAAAAUGUCGCCGAUAGACCCACAAUGCCCACGGUUGUCCAAAUGCUCAGCAAUUCUCUGAUUACUCAGGAAUCACCAUCACCACCUGCAUUUUUCGCUGGUAGUACUAUAAAUAUAGAGCCUCUGCCGACCUUAAACCUUAGCGAUAGUGAAGAACAAGGAAAUUCGGCGUACCAUCCAAUCAGGGAAGCAGUAACAAUGUAA